Petromyzon marinus (sea lamprey) is the source of this 2960-nucleotide messenger RNA. The record is from RefSeq and is a predicted model, not a curated record. NCBI's taxonomy places the organism in Eukaryota, Metazoa, Chordata, Hyperoartia, Petromyzontiformes, Petromyzontidae.
CACCACCAUCUCCUCCUCCACCCACUACCUCAUAAUAGCACCACCACCCACACCUUGAAUUACACAACCACCACCUACCAGCCGAUGAUACCACCACCAACUCCCGAAUACCACCGCCUCUACUACCUUGCAUCAUAACACCACCACAGCUCCAACCACCACCUGCCCACACUCUUUAACUCCCGCCAUCACCUCCUCCUUUCGAACACCGCCACCACCACCAACCAACCAUCGCCACCGCCGUCUCCAUCGCCAGGUUCUCCUCGCUGCUGGAGACCUGGGCUCCCAGCGCAGCAGUCCCCAUGGCCCGAUCCCCUCCGGGUGCUCUCACUGUGCCCACGGCCAUCCAAGCGCAGCCGGGAGGAGGGAACUCACCGCCGCAGUCUGAGCCGCCUCCAGUUAGGCACCACCACCACCAGCAGCAGCAGCAGCAGCCUCGCUCCACCAAAGGCGCGUCGAAGGCUCGCAGGGAUCUGAUCAACGCCGAGAUUCGGAGAAUCCGUGAGCUGCUGCCGCUGAGUGAUGCGGACAAAGCUCGACUCUCGUACCUGCACGUCAUGGCGCUGGCGUGCGUGUACACGCGGAGGGGACUCGCCUUCCCUGCGGGCUGGAGCGGAGAAGGAGCGAGGCGAGUUGGAGGAGAUGGAGAAGACUCUGCAUGGGGGGCAGUCGCUCCGGGAUGGAGCCACUCGCUGCCCGGCUUCGUGCUCGUGAUGACCCGGGAGGCACGCCUCAUCUACCUCUCGGACAACGUGAGCGACGUCCUGGGAUACUCCAUGGUGGACCUGGUCGCACAGGGGGACAGCUUCUACGACAUCGUCGACGAGGAGGACCGGGCGCAGGUGCAGGCCAAGCUGCAGGGGCACGGCGAGUGCACAGAGGUCUCCUUCGUGUGCCGCGUGAGUACGGCGAGGGCGCUCCGCCGGCAGGGCUCCAACCGCGCCCUUGCCGUGCGCUCGCGCUCGGCCCCCGCCCCGCCGGGCUGCGCGUGGCAGCAGCAGCAGCGGCGGCAGCUCCUGUGGCUGCUGUGCUGCCCGGCCGAGGACGUCAAUGCCGCCGGCUCUCAGCUGCGAAGUCGCCUCGCCGCCGCCGCCGCCUCCUCCUCCUCCUCGUCGUCGUCGUCUCCCCACGGCCACCAGCAGCAGCAGCUACUACAGCCGCAGCCGCAGCAGCGGUGGCAGGAGAAUGGCUUCGCGUCCAGUCACUCUCGAGACAUGCGCUGGAUCUCCGCCGAGCGCAGCGUGGUGUACCAUCUGGAGUACGAGGCCCAGGAGCUCGUGGGGAAGUCGUGGUACCAACUCCUGCACCCAGAGGACGUGGCCCACGCCACCUCCCAGCACAGCAUUUUGGUUCAGAGCCGCGACUCGUGUGAGGCGCGGAUGAUCGUUCGGCUGCAGAGGAAGAGCGGGGACUGCAGCUGGGUCCUGGUGACAGCUCAGCUGCAAGACGACGUCAUAUUUUGCGACAACCUCAUGAUCAGCGAGGCGGAGGCCACGAACCUCCGUGGUGCCGUCGGCCUGGCCCCGCGUCCCGUCGCGUUGGGCCCAUUCCACGGCGGCUUCGGGCCAUCGGCGGACGCCUUGGAAGAGCCGCCGAUCGGCCCCGCGGGCGUCGACGUGGCGGCCCCGCUGAUGGAGCCCCUGGCGGACACGCUGGCGGACACGCUGGUGGACGCGCUGGUGGACACGCUGGUGGACACGCUGUCGGAGACGCUGUCGGAGACGUUGGCGGAGACGAUGGCGGAACCGCUGAGCGUGCGGCUCACGGGGCACCAGGUCGAGACGUCGUCCAUCGUUUCCACCGCGGCGUCACUGCUGCUCGUGCCCUCCCCGGUUCCUCAUCAGACUGCGGCGCCCUGCACGGCCACCGCCGCCGCCCCCUCCUCCUCCUCCUCCUCGCCCCCCGACGUCGCCGAGAUCCUGCGCACCUUGGAGGUCGGCCUGCCCGGCUGCAGGAAGCGCAAGCGGUCCGAGGACAUCGCGAACCCUGCACGCCACCACCCCGAGAUGGGGCUCUACUGUCCACCCCAGCCCCUGCGGAAGAUUCGUCCUCAACUUCAUCAUCAGCAUCAUCACCACCAGCAGCAGCAGCAGCAUCAGUUCCAGACCCCAGUGUGGAGCGAGCGAAUGUUGGCAAGCGCGAAGCAUCAGCCGGAGUCGUCGCCCGGCGGGCUGCAGUGCACGCCGCCCUACACCCCGGAGAAGGCCUCCACCUUCCUGUUCAACCCGUGCGACGUGGCCGCCCGCCAGCAGAGCUUCGUGCCGCCCUCGCCGAGCCCCGGUGUGUACGAUCAGCUGCCCCCCACGCCCGACAGCCCCUUGACCUCCGCCGUGGCCUCGUGCCGCUCCCUGCCGCCCAUCAGCACCUUCGGGGGCGGGCGGCGAGCGCCGGGCGCGCCGCACGCCACCCGCGGCCCCCACGCGUACUCCGAGGCGGAGAGGGAGCACAUCAACGUGCUCGCGCGGCAGAUCAGCACGCUGGCCGAGACCUUCGACUCGUACAUGCGCGCCGCCGGCGGCGGCGGCGGCGGCGGCGGCAGAGGGACUCAGAGGCAGGAGGGCGAGGAGCUGAAAGCGUCGCACACGAGGCUCUUCCUGUCGGGCCGCAGCUCCUCUCUCCCCGAGACUCGCUCCGGGUGGCGGGAGACGCAGACCGACUGCUCCGGGGAGCUCGCCGGAGUCGGCAUAGGCAGUGGCGGCGGCGGCGGCGGCGGCAGUGCGCCCCCCUCGCUGCUGCUGCCGCCGCCGCCACCUUGCAAGCGUUGGAGGAGUCUGGACUUCUCCAUAGUGCCCGAGCUGGAAGAGGGCCCCUCGUCGUCAUCCGUCGACCGAGAGGUCGUGUUCGACGCUCUGCUCAAGGACAUCGUGGACCUGCAGGAGAAUGAAGCGGCGGCGGUGGAGGAGGAGGGGGUCGCGGGAAUCAUGUCGGCAGGAGGAGGAGGAGGAGGCGGGGGAGGGGAG